CUUGAUAUUCUGAAGUCUAAAUUGAACUUUAACUUUCAGAUUCAUUUGGCAUCUUGGCAAUAUCAUUUGCUGCAAUAUAAACACCGAAUACCUCACACAGAAGUAACUGCAGUUCAGCUGUGCCUUCACUUACUUUCCUUCAGUCGUUAUUUGAGUCACGAAUACUGUUUGUGUGGUUGCGAUAACCAUAAGAAGAAGAAGUGUUCUGCUAUCUUGACCAUAGAAUCGGAUCAUUAGGCAACCCUCCCACAGCCAACAUUAGAGUGUUUGCAUUCUAGCACAUCUGCAUCAAUUCGUAACUCGCAGCACACAAUCAAACAGUCUAGAAAUGGCCGAUCAGCUGACAGAAGAACAAAUAGCCGAAUUCAAGGAAGCUUUCUCCCUCUUCGAUAAAGACGGAGAUGGAACCAUCACAACGAAGGAGUUGGGAACCGUGAUGAGAUCCCUCGGCCAGAACCCGACAGAGGCCGAACUUCAGGACAUGAUCAACGAGGUGGACGCGGACGGAAACGGAACAAUAGACUUCCCCGAGUUCCUCACCAUGAUGGCCAGGAAGAUGAAAGACACCGACUCCGAAGAGGAAAUCCGAGAGGCAUUCCGAGUGUUCGACAAGGACGGCAACGGAUUCAUCUCGGCCGCCGAACUGCGACACGUUAUGACUAACCUAGGUGAGAAGCUGACGGACGAAGAGGUGGACGAGAUGAUCCGGGAAGCGGACAUUGACGGAGACGGACAGAUCAACUACGAGGAGUUCGUGUCUAUGAUGACGUCAAAGUAAACGAGACGACUGAUGACUGCAACUGACGACACUCUUACGUCAUUAUCGAUUGCACAAUCAUAAUGACGUGACUGGGGCUUUGAAUUGCGUCAUACGAAUCCAGAAAAACUACUAGAAAAAAUUGUUGAAAUCUACCCAAUCAUGUCACGAAUCAUGUUUGCAUUUAUUUAAUACUAAGAAACCUAAUUAAGGACACUAGUUAACAGCUACAUUUUGAUGCUUUUUUGUAAUUACAGUUGAUCGAUGUUUAUUUCGCCACUUGGUUUUAGUAAAAGUCAAGGUCAAAUGCUUCAUGCAUGAGUGUUGCCCUGACUUUUCCCUAAUGCCGAACGAAACGAAGAUGCACAAUUCAAAACACCAAUAGGCGCAUUUCAUAUUUUUACGCUUUCAUUUCUGGGACGUUUCGGAUCAAAAGAAGUUUGAAGUGCCAAUUAUUCAAUGGCCCUAGCCUUUGCAGUGUUUAUUUUUAUCAUCUUUCGAUGCAAAAUUUUGAAUUGAAAUUGUCCAAUAGUUCAACAAGCUAAAUGGUACAAACGAAAACAUAAGCUAUCUUUCAUUGUUAGAUUAGUUUUUUUUAUCAUUGGCUUGUUUUUUGAGUGCAGUUCAACUAAGUUGUUUUGUAUUGCCAUUUGAUUGUGAUAACGAGGAUGGAGCUUCUGUAUUUCAUUUAACAUUCCAUUCCAUUCAACAUAUUUGACUGUGAUCGCACUAACUGAAUACUGAAGUUAUGUUUGCUGCUGUUUACCUGCCAAAAAACUAACAAAUUGAUCUCGCUAGCAAACCCACAGAAUCGAGUUUGCUCUAGAAAAAGCAAAGGAGUCAAAAAAUAAGGAAGCGAUUUUUUUAUUUCUUGCUCUAACGUAGCAAGUGCUAUUUAUUUUUAAUUUAUUAAGUAAUUAAACUAAAUAUUUAUUGCAAAUUUAGGCAUUGAAAUAGCGUCCUCUCUUCGAUUUAUCUAUUUAAUUUCUGAAGUAUAACUACUUGAUAUAACGGCCCUAGAUAACUCUUUCUUCGUCGUGUACAAAUUCAAUGGCUUGUUCAGAUGGAAGUUCUCGUUUCAUUGACCGUGCAAUAUCUUUAUGAACUUAAUUUAUUCGGAAAACCUUG
This is a messenger RNA of Symsagittifera roscoffensis, 1885 nucleotides long. Its product is annotated as calmodulin. The transcript is spliced from 2 exons. Gene Ontology annotation, molecular function: calcium ion binding; enzyme regulator activity. Bases 329 to 778 code for a protein of 149 amino acids. The record is from RefSeq and is a predicted model, not a curated record. Lineage: Eukaryota; Metazoa; Xenacoelomorpha; Acoela; Convolutidae.